CUCCCUUCACUUACACAUAAUUCUGAAUGGCUUAGUCACCGGGAGCCAAAGAUUCCGUGGCCCUGGGGGAUUCUGGCAUGGUUGGGAUGACAGAUCUCGCCCUCAGUGGAAGAGCUGUCUGAACUGCUUUCUGGCAGAGAGGGGGGGGGAUCUCCCGUGAUCCUGACAGUGUGCUUCUCUCUCUCUCUCUCCCCCUUUCACUCCUGACAGAAAGCCCCCUUCUCUCCAAACCGGCCGCCCACCAUGAUCUCCAGGACAGCGUGUGGAUGGGUCACGGGGAAACAUCCCUCGCAAAAGGUGAGCUACUUCACUUAUGCUGUGUGAUCAAGCGCAAAGGAAUGAACGCUUGUUGCGGUUCUGUUGACCGGACACUUUUGACAUAGAUGGCCGUCCCUUGUGUUAGCAGCAGAAACCUCUGGAGCAACAUUUUGGCUGCUGCCAGAUUCUAGAGUAAGGAAUGGAAGCGGUUACCACGGUGACACUGGAAGGAGCGCAGUCAUUUUCGGCGUUUUCGAUGCAGGCGUCCUCUUGGGGAAGUGAAGGGGAUUCUGUCUCCACCCAGAGCCAGAGCCCAUCAGAGAGUGGGGAAACUGUCUGGCUGUCUGAGCCUCUGAGCUCAGCGGUCAUGCAACUGUCCCGAGACCACGCUCGGGAUCAACAGGAGAUGGGUGCAGGUGAUGACCUUCACGGAAACGAUGAUGCAGCCUUUGCGCCAGGAAUUUCAGGCAACCAGCACUGUGCCGCUGCUUUGGUAGCUGACUCUCAGGAGUUUGAUCCAGUCACCACCUCAUCAGGUUGUAACAGUGAGCUCGGUGAGGUCUGUACUCACUCGAGCUCCUUGGACGAGCUGGGUGAUCUUCAAACCUCAUCGGACACCCUGGAAAUGCAGAGCCACGAUCCCACCCUCACUGGCCCGAAGGCAGGCAGUGGAAUUCGGGGGCCUGCUGCUGUUGUAGCGGGCUUCUCUGAGGGCCCAGCUUCAGACUUGAACCAGACUUUUUCCCUGGAGAAGUCUGGCUAUGCACUUAACCCACACUGCCUCCAGGUGGAGCUGGACCAUGUUGUAAACCCAUUGGAUUGCCCUGAGGAGCAUGGACGAUUUUUUCCCCUCCUUGGCCACUCAGAGCCACCUGUUCCCACUCCCCCCAUCAGCUCUGAUCUCUCCAGCCUCUCCACUCCCCUGCCUGGCAGCUCCGGGACGCCAGGGCCAGCUGGGGGAUACUGGGAGCUCCCCCGCAUCGUGAGGCACAAGCCCAGCUCCAUCGCCUUCUCAGAUUACCCCGACCGCCGCACUGGCUGCCUGUACAUCGGCGAGAGCUCGGACGGUGGCGAGGAGUCCUCCUCGGAGGACGACAACGUGUUCGAGGAGCUGCCUCAGCGCCGGGAGUUUCUCACGGGCCGGCGGCGCAGGGGCAGGCCGAGGAGGAAUGGCCCGGGGACGGGGGCGGGGGCGGGGCAGGAUGGGCCGAACGCGGACACGCCGUCCCGCCAGGACACCACGGGCAGCAGCUGUGACGCAGAGGAGGAAGCCAACAGCACGGAGGAGUCCCCGCAGGCCCUCUCGCCCUGGUCAGAGUCCAUGACCCAGCUGAUGAAGAAACUGGACCAGCUCAACCUGGACAUAGAGGAGGCCCUGAGCUCCGGUUCCUCACCCUCCCACACGCCCAGCAUACCCCGCAAGCAAGCGCCCGACGCCUCUUUGGGGACCGCAGUUAGCCAAGCCCCGAACGAGAACGCCGCACUCAGGAACCCGGACAGAGAAGGAUGUGGAGACCAGGAUAGUUCCUCCUCGUCGAGCCGCACUGCCGUAGGAGUUCCUGCAGGUCCCAAAAAGAUGGAGGUGGCUGCGAAGAUGAGCAAUGAACGAGCAGAAAUCGAGGCGAAGGAGGCAUGCGACUGGCUGCGGGCUGCAGGCUUCCCCCAGUACGCUCAGCUCUAUGAAGAUUCACAGUUUCCCAUUGACAUAUCUCCUGUGAAAAAGGAUCAUGACUUUCUCGACAAAGACCUUGUCGAGCCUCUCUGCCGGCGGCUCAACACGUUGAACAAGUGCGCCUCUAUGAAACUUGACGUGAAUCUACCAAAAAAGAAAAGUGAAGACUCAGAUGAAGAAGACUUGUUUGCCAUCAGUGACAAAUGGACGUUUGAGUGGAGCAGCCGGAGAUGGUCCAGGCUGCAGGACAUUGACUGCUUCCUGGGUCACGUGGAGAGCCAGGGUUCGGGCGGGGGCGUGGCCCUGAGGAACACCCCGAGCAGCGAGAGCGUGCUGACGGACCUGAGCGAGCCGGAGGUCUCGUCCCUGCACAGCGAGAGCAGCGGGGGGAGCGGGCACCGUGCCCAGAGCGCCGAGGACUCGGACUGCUCCCGCCGCGCCCAGUCAGAGUCCGCCGCCAUGCCCGACUCCACCUCCCUCACCCUGCCGCAGGCGCCCCGGGAGGUGCCGCGCUUCGGCUCGCUGCCCUCCAAGAACGGCAAGCUCGGCCGCACCCGUGCCAAGGACUUCCUGCGGCGCAUGGAAACGUUGCGCUCGUGGGGCGCGGCGGGUGGGGGGGCCCCCCGCAGGGCGGUGGUCAUCAGCGGGCCCGUGCUGCAGCAGGAGCCUCAGGCCCUCAAGACGCUCCGCUGCGUGGAGAUCGUCAACGGCGGGCCGCUGGAGCCCGCCUCGGACCGCGGCGGCCCCGCCUCCCAGUCCAGCAGCAGCGAGGGCAGCAGCCAAUCCAGCAGCAGCUCGGUCAGCACACCCAGCCUAAAGGAGCGCAAGCCGCACUGGGCCGACAGCAAGCGCAGCGGCAUGUACCUGGAAGAUGUGGACAUCCUGGGCGGCGCCCAGGGCCGCAAUGUGGCCGAGCAAAACCGCCGCAAUGAGUUCCGCUCCUACGAGGACCUGGUGGUGCACAUCCCUAAGGACCACAAGCCGGGGACCUUCCCCAAGGCCCUCUCCAUCGAGAGCCUGUCACCCACCAACGGCGCCUCCGUCAAGUGGCACGCCGGCAGCGUCUGCCUGGACCCGCGGGGCCAGCCCUGCGCCAAGGAGACGCGGCCCGUCACCCAGUGCUGCCCGCGGGGCAGCCGGAUCAGCGUCUACGACAACGUGCCGGGCUCCCACCUGUACGCCAGCACGGGUGACCUCAUGGACCUGGAGAAGGAGGACCUGUUCCCGCACCUGGAUGACAUCCUCCAGCACGUCAGCGGCUUGCAGCAGAUCGUGGACCACUGGUCCAGGAACGUGCUGCCGGAGGGGGAGGUGGUGGGGGAGGGGGAGGGGCUGAACCGCGGGCCCUCCGGCCUGCAGUCCUCCAGCCAGAUCACGCUGGACUUCGAGGGGAACUCCGUGCUGGAAGGGCAGACGACCCCCAGCGAUGGGGACAGGGACGGCGUGUCCCUCAAUGAGACGGACUCCAGUGGGAUGAGGGAAAGGAGGGACUCAGGGGUGGGGGCGUCCCUCACCAGGCCAAAUCGCCUGAGAUGGCCCAGCUUCCAGAUCUCCAACCGCCUCAGCCACUCAGUGGCCUCCCUGCAGAUCACCAACCAAUCAGCCGCCCAGCUCAGCCUGCUGCAGAAGUUCUCCCUGCUACGCCUCACCGCCAUCAUGGAGAAGUACUCCAUGUCCAAUAAGCACGGCUGGACCUGGUCGGUGCCAAAGUUUAUGAAAAGAAACAAGGUGCCAGACUACAAGGACAAGAACGUCUUUGGCGUCCCCCUGAUCGUGCACGUCCAGCGCACUGGUCAGCCUCUCCCCCUCAGCCUGCAGCAGGCCCUACGCUACCUCAGGAGUCAGUGUCUGGACCAGGUGGGUCUUUUCCGGAAGUCUGGGGUGAAGUCUCGGAUCCAGGCGCUGAGACAGAUGAACGAGAGCUCGCCGGAUGAUGUGAAUUACGAGGACCAGUCCGCCUACGAUGUGGCCGACAUGGUGAAGCAGUUCUUCAGAGACCUGCCAGAGCCCCUGCUCACCAGCAAGCUGGGAGAGACCUUCCUGCACAUCUACCAAUAUGUGCCUAAGGACCAGCGCUUGCAGGCGGUGCAGGCAGCCAUCAUGCUGAUGGCGGACGAGAACAGGGAGGUGCUGCAGACUCUGCUCUGCUUCCUGAGUGAUGUCACUUCCUCUGUGGAGGAGAACCAGAUGACCCCCAUGAACAUCGCGGUGUGCCUGGCGCCCUCGCUCUUCCAUCUCAACAUCUUGAAAAAGGACAACCUGUCGCCCAGGGCCAUGCAGAAGAAGUAUGCCACCGGGAGGCCUGAUCAAAAGGACCUGAAUGAGAACCUGGCAGCCACCCAGGGGCUGGCCCACAUGAUCACCGAGUGCAACCGACUCUUUGAGAUCCCUCACGAGAUGGUGACGCAGUCGCGGAACUCGUACGUGGACGCGGACCUGCACGCUCCCACGCUGGAGGAGCUGUGUAAGCAGCUGGAGGAAGACGACGGCUCCUACCACACCCACAUGGACGGGCUGGUCCAGAACCUGCUGAAGGAGGCCCGUGACAAGUCCAAGGGCUGGGUGUCCUGCCCCAGCACCGACAGCACAGAGCUGUCCUACAAGAAGGUGGGUGACGGAAACCCUCUCCGGCGCUGGCGGGUGUCAGUGGAGGUGGAGGCCCCUCCCUCGGUGGUGCUGAACCGGGUGCUCCGAGAGCGACACCUGUGGGACGUGGACCUGCUGCAGUGGAAGGUGAUCGAGACCCUGGACAAGCAGACGGAGGUGUACCAGUACGUGCUAAACCGAAUGCCCCCGCACCCCAGCCGCGACUUCGUGGUGCUAAGGUGAG
Megalops cyprinoides (Indo-Pacific tarpon) is the source of this 4760-nucleotide messenger RNA. RefSeq names its product StAR-related lipid transfer (START) domain containing 13b (gene stard13b). The coding region runs from base 458 to 4759 and encodes 1433 amino acids. Gene Ontology annotation, biological process: regulation of Rho protein signal transduction; signal transduction; actin cytoskeleton organization. The transcript has 16 exons. Gene Ontology annotation, molecular function: protein binding; lipid binding; GTPase activator activity. The record is from RefSeq and is a predicted model, not a curated record. Lineage: Eukaryota; Metazoa; Chordata; Actinopteri; Elopiformes; Megalopidae.